UACAAAGGCAGAAGUGCAAGUGGUUGGUGUUAAACAAUGUCAUGAGAGAGAAUGAUUGAGGUGUGCAAGAAUGAUAGCAGGUCUGAUUGAAUAGAAAACUAAUUUACUUCUGAGAGGGUGGAUUCUGUUUGAUAAGAAGAAGCAGAUUGUUAAAGAGCAAGUCAAACUUUGGAUACUAACUUCAGAUAGAAUAUGGGUGAGUGUAGUAUCUGCCAAGUAAGGGCAACAGUCAUGCUGUAUGAUGAUGUCCACAAACAAUGGGUGCCGGCGGGAUCUGACAGUCCUUCCUUCAGCCGCGUGCAGAUCUAUAAUAACCCUGUGGCCAAUACCUUCAGAGUGGUGGGCCGCAAACUGCAGGCUGACCAGCAGGUGGUGAUCAACUGUCCUAUUAUCAAAGGGAUAAAGUAUAAUCAAGCCACACCAAACUUCCACCAGUGGCGGGAUCCCAAACAGGUGUGGGGGCUGAACUUUGGCAGUAAAGAGGAUGCUGCCCUUUUUGCCAACUCCAUGAUGCAUGCAUUAGAGGCUCUCAAUUCACCAGCAGGCACAGGCCCGGCUCAGAAUGAACCCUCUGCACAGGAGCUGGAACACCAGAGAAGACUAGAGCGCCAGAGGCAGGAAAAGCAGGAAAAGCAGGAGAAGGAGCAUCUGGAGAGAGAGUGUCAGACCUCCACUGCUGCAUCUGCCCCUGCUGCUUCUCCUGCCCCACCAACCGCUCCACCGGUACCCCCACCACCUCCAGGCCCACCACCUUCCUCGGGACAGUGCCCACCUGCACCUCCACCACUUCCUACUGGGGGAAUGGUCCCACCUGCACCACCACCGCCCCCUGCUGGAGUAAGUGAAGGAUGUGCAGGAGAUGGAGGUGGAGGCGGAAACAAUCUGGCUGCAGCUCUGAAAGGAGCUAAACUGCGUAAAACAGCCACGGAUGAGAAAGGAGCAGCAGCCCCAUCCCCCAAACCAGCAUCCUCGCCUGGUGGAGGUGGAGGAGCUGGUAUAAUGGGAGAAAUGAGUGCCAUCCUUGCUAGGAGGAGGAAAGCUGCUGAUAAUCCUGCUGCAAAAAAGAUAGAACCUGAUACUGAGGAUUCUGACUCCUUAGUAUCAAAAUUCUCAGAACCAGGAGAAAUCAAUGGAAAGUUCAAAGAAAAAUCUGCCACCAUUCCAAGGCCCAAAUCCUUAACCAACAAUCAAAAGGACUCCAGCCCCAGCUCCUCCAUUUCUCCCUCUUCUAACUCCACCAAUACCCCAGUGUGCAGAAUGAAGGUGGUGAAAAAGAACUCCAAUGGAAGUGAUAUUGAUAUGGAAAGAAUCAAACAGGAAAUUCUUGAAGAAGUGAAAAAAGAAUUUCAAAAAGUGAAGAAGGAGAUUAUCACAGCACUGAUGCAGGCGCUGCAAAGUGCACAGCCAAAGAUGGAAGUCUCUUAAAGACUUAAUAAUGGAUCAAAAGGGCAAUGAAAUUAUGUAAACGGUUUAUCAUGCAAUGCUUGGGCAAUUUACACAUGUUUACCUGAUAGAAAUUGUGUCAAAAUAUGCAAUCCAAUGUAUUCAUCUCUACUUAUCAUUGUGCCUUCUUCAUAUUUCCCUGUGGUACAGUUGCAUGACUGCCAAUAUAAAUAUUACAAUUAAGAGUAAUACAAAUCUUUUUGAGAGCUUUAUGGCAUCCAUAUGUCCUAACUAGGACAUUUGAAAAAUAAAGUUUCAGUGUUCUCUGGUAGAAAUAUUUAAUGUUGACACUAUUUCUAAAUGACCUCAAACAUCUCUUGGUCAUCGCUGUACUACCAUUUUUUUGUUACCCAGUACAGCAAAUGCAACAAGAAGACCAACAAACUUUCCCUUGGGACUCUCGUGCUGUUUGUCCUCAUUUACUGUAUGUACUCAAAUCUGCAAAAAAAUAUUUACUGCAUAUUUUUAGUAUGCUGGUGGAGGAAGUUUACUUUUACUUUUGUAGUACUCAAUUACAGUCUUGCAUUAAAAUAUAUGUUAAGUAAACAUAUUGAAGUAUUAUUCGCAAAAUAAAGGUAAGGCAACAUGGCCACUUUCAGGAGACCAUUUUAUUGGACAUGAUUUUGGAUGCAUUAGGUGUGAUUAGCUUUUUACUGCUUGUUGAGGGAUUCACCUGGGUCGUCUAACAAUGCCUGGUAUUGUAUUUGUUUAUCAUAUGUUUUGUGUGUAAAAUUUGAAUCCACAAAGUUAUUAGUAACAUAGCUGUAAGCUGUUGAGUAAAAAGUACACAAUUUCCCUUUGUAAGGUAGUGGAGUAUUGGUAUAAGUGAGCAUGAAAUAGUACGACUCAAGUAAAGUACAAUUGCCUCAAAAUUGUAUUCAAGCGUAGUCUUUGGGUAAAUGUACAUAAUUACUUUUGUGUGUGUUUAUUUAAAGCAUUUUAUUGCCCCAUAGCUCCAAAGACCUAAACAAAUAUAUAUAUAUAAUAUAAUAUAUUAAUAAUAAUAACAAAAUAAUGGACAUGCUGCUAUGCUAUGUGAAGAAAAUUGACCUGUAAUAAAAACUGUUAUAUUAGAAAUGUAAA
Cottoperca gobio is the source of this 2526-nucleotide messenger RNA. RefSeq names its product vasodilator-stimulated phosphoprotein-like. Bases 193 to 1425 code for a protein of 410 amino acids. Gene Ontology annotation, molecular function: profilin binding; SH3 domain binding. NCBI's taxonomy places the organism in Eukaryota, Metazoa, Chordata, Actinopteri, Perciformes, Bovichtidae. Gene Ontology annotation, biological process: positive regulation of actin filament polymerization; axon guidance; actin cytoskeleton organization. The record is from RefSeq and is a predicted model, not a curated record. The transcript has 13 exons.